AUGACAACUCUUGGUCCUGCAAACCUCUCCUUCCUUCUCCUCUGGAUCCUGCCAGGGCAGAUCCUCCUCAGGGUGGCCUUGGCGAAAGAUGAUGUCAAAUCUGGGAGCAAGGGGCCCCAGCCCAUGUCACCUUCUGAUUUCUUGGACAAGCUUAUGGGGCGCACAUCUGGUUACGAUGCCAGGAUUCGGCCCAAUUUUAAAGGCCCACCUGUGAACGUGACCUGCAACAUCUUCAUCAACAGUUUCGGCUCCGUCACUGAGACCACUAUGGACUACAGGGUGAAUGUCUUCUUGCGGCAGCAGUGGAAUGACCCACGUCUGGCCUACAGAGAAUAUCCUGAUGACUCUCUGGACCUUGAUCCUUCCAUGCUGGACUCUAUCUGGAAGCCAGAUCUGUUCUUCGCCAAUGAGAAAGGGGCCAACUUCCAUGAGGUGACCACAGACAACAAGUUACUGCGCAUCUUCAAGAAUGGGAAUGUGCUCUACAGCAUCAGAUUGACCCUCAUUUUGUCCUGCCCAAUGGACCUCAAGAACUUCCCGAUGGACAUCCAGACCUGCACGAUGCAGCUGGAGAGCUUUGGCUACACCAUGAAUGAUCUCGUGUUUGAGUGGCUAGAAGAUGCUCCUGCUGUCCAAGUGGCUGAGGGGCUGACCCUGCCCCAGUUCAUCUUGCGAGAUGAGAAGGAUCUAGGCUAUUGUACCAAGCACUACAACACAGGGAAAUUCACUUGCAUCGAGGUGAAGUUUCACCUGGAACGGCAGAUGGGCUACUAUCUGAUUCAGAUGUAUAUCCCCAGCCUACUCAUCGUCAUCCUGUCCUGGGUCUCCUUCUGGAUCAACAUGGACGCUGCCCCUGCCCGUGUGGGGCUCGGCAUCACCACCGUGCUCACCAUGACCACCCAGAGCUCUGGCUCCCGGGCCUCUUUGCCUAAGGUGUCCUAUGUGAAGGCCAUCGACAUCUGGAUGGCCGUGUGCCUGCUCUUCGUGUUUGCUGCCCUGCUGGAGUAUGCUGCUGUCAAUUUUGUCUCUCGUCAGCAUAAGGAAUUCAUGAGACUUCGAAGAAGGCAGAGGCGCCAACGCAUGGAGGAAGAUAUCAUCCGAGAAAGUCGCUUCUAUUUCCGUGGCUAUGGCCUGGGCCACUGCCUGCAGGCAAGGGAUGGAGGUCCGAUGGAAGGUUCUGGCAUGUAUAGCCCCCAACCUCCAGCCCCUCUUCUUAGGGAGAGAGAAACCAUGCGGAAACUCUAUGUGGACCGAGCCAAAAGAAUUGACACCAUAUCCCGGGCUGUCUUCCCUUUCACUUUCCUCAUCUUCAAUGUCUUCUACUGGGUUGUAUAUAAAGUGCUACGGUCCGAAGAUAUCCACCAGGCACUGUGA
Messenger RNA from Lepus europaeus (European hare), 1374 nucleotides. Its product is annotated as glycine receptor subunit alpha-4. The transcript has 9 exons. Gene Ontology annotation, cellular component: plasma membrane; neuron projection; synapse. Gene Ontology annotation, biological process: chemical synaptic transmission; nervous system process; chloride transmembrane transport. The record is from RefSeq and is a predicted model, not a curated record. Gene Ontology annotation, molecular function: glycine binding; chloride channel activity; transmitter-gated monoatomic ion channel activity. Bases 1 to 1374 code for a protein of 457 amino acids. Lineage: Eukaryota; Metazoa; Chordata; Mammalia; Lagomorpha; Leporidae.